Molecule: messenger RNA, 3598 nt
Organism: Aphidius gifuensis
Lineage: Eukaryota; Metazoa; Arthropoda; Insecta; Hymenoptera; Braconidae
Exons: 12
Coding region: 37-3492 (1151 amino acids)
Source: RefSeq, a predicted model, not a curated record
AUAAAAUAACAGUCGACAACAAGCUAGCUCGCGGCAAUGAUGGCGAUAAUCAUGAGUCCAUCAGCUUUGAUAUCAUUGCUCGUUAUUUGUGGAUUAAGUAUUUGUGUCAAAUCAUCACCAAUUGUAGAAAUAAAAAAUGGAUUGCUCGAGGGAACAACAAUGCAAUCAAGAUAUGGAAGAGAAUUUUAUUCUUUUCAAGGUAUACCAUAUGCAAUUCCUCCACUUGGUAAAUUACGAUUUGAGCCACCACAACCAGCUGUUUCUUGGACUGGAAUACGUAAAUCAAUAAAUGUGCCUCCAAAGUGUACACAAAAAGAUGUAUUUACAAAUCAAAAAAUUGUUGAUGGACAAGAAGAUUGUCUAUACUUGAAUGUGUACACUCCUGAAUUAAAAAAUUCUGAUGAUAAAAAUUUACCUGUUAUGGUAUGGAUUCAUGGAGGUGCAUUUAUUUCAGGUCAAGGAUUUGCAUUUGGUCCUAAAUAUCUUCUUGAUCACAAUAUUGUUCUGGUUACGUUAAAUUACAGACUUGGAGCAAUUGGAUUUUUAAGUACUGGUGACAUGGUUUCACCUGGUAAUAUAGGAAUGAAAGAUCAAGUUCUUGCAUUGAAAUGGGUUCAAGAAAAUAUUGCAGCAUUUGGUGGUGAUCCAAAUAGUGUUACAAUAUUUGGUGAAAGUGCUGGUGGUGCUAGUGUUCAUUAUCACAUGUUAAGUCCACUGUCUAAAGGACUUUUCCAUCGAGUAAUUUCACAAAGUGGAGUAACUCUUUCACCCUGGGCUUUUGGUAAUCGAAAUACCGUAAAACAACACUCUCAACUUUUAGCUCAACACUUUGGAUGUCAUACAAAUGAUUCAACACAAAUAAUAGCAUGUCUUCGAAAAAUAGAUGCUGCUGAAAUAAUUGAAGCAGAAAAAAUAUUUCAGAUUUUUGGCUAUGAUCCAAUAAUUCCAUUUAGAAUUGUAGAUGAACCAAAUCAUUCUGAGGCAUUUAUCAAUGAUUUGCCUUUGAAUAUUGUUAAGAGUGGAAAUAUUUCAGAUGUUCCUUGGAUGACAGGUAUAACAACUCAUGAAGGAGCAAUAAGAGUUGCAGCAUUACUUCAUGGUUUUGGAGAACGUAGUUAUGUCAAACAGCUAAAUGACAAUUGGCUUGAACUUGGACCAACUAAUUUGUUACUCGAUCAAGUUUUUUCAGACAGUAUUCCAGCAGGAGUUGUUGAAAAAAUUCGUCAAUUUUAUUUUGGUGAUAAAACAAUUGAUGAAUCGAGUAAAUGGGCUUUGAUUGAUAUGUAUACUGACAUAUAUAUGGCAUAUGGAAUUGACGAGGCUAUUAAAUAUCAUCUAGAAUUUAAUUCUAGUCCUAUCUAUUAUUACGAAUUUGCUUACAAAGGUGCCACCUCAUUUUCAACUAUAUUUGGUGACCCUGAGGGAACAUAUGGCGUCUGUCAUGCUGAUGAUUUACUAUAUCUUUUUCCAAUUGGAGAAAUAUUAUUUCCAAAAAAUGUAUUAACUGAGAAUGAUCAUAAAAUCAUUGACUUUUUAACAACUGCUUGGUAUAAUUUUGCAAAAACUGGAAAUCCUACAAUAAAAGAUAUGCCAGUUGAAUGGAAACCAGUAACAACAGAUGCUCAUGAAUAUCUUUUCAUUGAAAACCCACAAAAUAUCAAGAUGUCAAGUAAUCUCAAUAAAAAGAGAAUAGAAUUUUUAAGAUCUCUUAUUAAUCAAUCAGAAAAUUUCAAUGAAAAAAUUUCUAAGAAAGACGAAAACAGCCAGAUGAUGUGGACACUACAUCAGAAGAUUCAUUUUAUUUUUUUAAUUUCACUUUGUAUCAUUAUUGCAAAAGGUUCGAUACUUGUUAAUAUUGCAAAUGGCACACUUGAAGGAUUAUCAUUGAAAUCAAGAUACGAAAGGGAAUUUUAUGCUUUUCGAAGUAUACCUUAUGCACUUGCACCAGUUGGGCCAUUACGAUUUCAAACAGCUCAACCAGCAGCAUCUUGGGAAGGAGUACGUUCAGCAAAAAAUGAUGCACCAAUCUGUACACAAAAAGAUAAAUUUACAAAUCAAAAAGAUGUGGUUGGAGUUGAAGAUUGUCUUUAUUUAAAUGUUUAUACACCACGAUUACCAAUUAAUGAUGAUAAAAUAUUAUUACCUGUUAUGGUAUGGAUCCAUGGCGGUGGAUUCUUGGCUGGAUCUGGUAACAGCGAUUUAUAUAGUCCUGAAUUUCUUCUUGAUCAUGACACAGUGUUGGUCACGAUGAAUUACAGACUUGGAUCCUUGGGAUUUUUGAGUACACAAGACAAGGUAAUACCUGGAAACAUGGGAUUAAAAGAUCAAGUACUUGCAUUAAAAUGGGUUCAAGAAAAUAUUGCACAAUUUAGUGGAGAUCCAAAUAGUGUUACAAUAUUUGGUGAAAGUGCUGGUGGUGCUAGUGUUCAUCACCAUGUUAUCAGUCCUCUCUCAAAAGGAUUAUUUCAUCGUGCGAUAUCUCAAAGUGGAAAUGCAUUAGCUCCAUGGGCUCUAUCAAAAUCAAAAAAAUCAACAAAUUAUGCAAAACGUUUGGCUGAGCAUUUGAAAUGUCCAACAAAAAAUUCAAUUGAAAUGAUCAAUUGUCUUAGAGAAAAAGAUGCAAAAGAAAUAGUUGAUGCAGAAGAUGCAUUUCAAAUAUUUCAUUGGGAUCCGGCAAUUCCAUUUAGACCUAUCAUUGAGCCUGAUCAUCCAGGUGCAUUCAUGAAAGAUGAUCCAAUUGCUUUGCUAAAAACUGGACAAGUUUCAGAUGUACCAUGGAUGAAUGGACUAACUUCACACGAAGGUGCACUCAAAGCAGCUGCAUUGUAUGAUAUUAAUAAUCAAAAAUUAGUUGAAACAUUUAAUAAAAAGUGGACAGAGCUUGCACCAGCCUCAUUAUUCAUUGACGAUCUUGUUUCUAAAAAAGAGCAGAUUAACAUAGUCAAGAAAAUUCGUGAAUUUUAUUUUAACGAUAGAGAUAUUGAUAUUUCGACAAAAUGGAAUUUAAUUGACAUGUAUUCAGACGCCUGGUUUAAUUCUGGAGCUGAUUUAGCAAAUAUUGCUCAUCUUGAAUCACUUUCAAGUCCUGUUUUUUAUUAUUACUUUAAUUAUAAAGGCUCAUUUUCAUUUUCACAAAUAUUUGGAUCAACCAGAGACGAUUUUGGAGUAUGUCAUUGUGAUGAAUUACUCUAUCUUUUUCCAUUGGGUGAUUUUAAAAAUACAUACACUAAACAAGAUUUAAAAAUGGUCGACAUAAUAACUACACUUUGGUACAAUUUCGCUAAGACUGGAAAUCCAACACCAACAAUUACAAAUAAAUUGUCAACCAAGUGGAAGCCAAUUAGAACUACAGAUAAUGAAUAUUUACUUAUUAAAAAUCCUGAGACAAUAAAAAUGUCUAAAAAUUUAAAUCCAGAAAGAACAUUAUUCUGGAAAGAUUUACUUGAUCAUAUAGAAAAUACUCAUCAAAAUAAUAUCAAAGAAGAAUUGUAAAUUAACAAUUUAGAAUAUAUGAUAAAGUGUUAAAUUAUGUAUAGCACUAAAAAUAUAUAAAAUAUCUCAAUAAAAAUAUCGUAUUAAAUAUUUUUUUCAAUAUCAU